Messenger RNA from Ylistrum balloti, 3168 nucleotides. RefSeq lists its product as uncharacterized. NCBI's taxonomy places the organism in Eukaryota, Metazoa, Mollusca, Bivalvia, Pectinida, Pectinidae. Gene Ontology annotation, molecular function: zinc ion binding. The record is from RefSeq and is a predicted model, not a curated record. The coding region runs from base 481 to 2058 and encodes 525 amino acids. The transcript is spliced from 5 exons.
CACAACAAGGAAGUAUUAGUGUCUGUUUAGUCCGUACAUGUAGAUCAGCAAUUACAAAAGAAUUUAUCUGUUUAUUCGGGGGGAAAAGAGCUCUAAUAGAAGAAGGAGAGGAACAAUAACUUGGUCGACAGUGAUGAUACAUUUGUAUGUGUGUUUCUUUUGACAAUCAGAAGUGUGAAGAUACAGAGUUGGCUUCCUGAAAACACCUCUCAUUAAACAUCCAGGGUCCUCUUUGUUCCGAGUUGUGCUUGUUUGAGUUCGGGACUGAUCAGAAAAACGAAAUGGCUUCCAGGCAAACAUCUUGUAUUUGGCAGGUUAAAGAUAGCAGUGUGGUGAGUCACAGUUGGUGAUGAAACAGAAAGCACUUGUCCAGUAGAAAAUUUGGUAAAACAUUUGAAAUUUUGGUGACCUAAUUUUGAAAAAUUCAUAUCCAGCAUGUUCUGCUGAAGGCAUAUAUAAAAGAUUCCUCUGAUCUUCACCAUGGCAACACCCAUAGGUCAAACCGCUUUCCGUCCUAAAGGUCAGAAAACAUGUAUUCAACAUAAAGAGAAACCGCUGGAACUUUAUUGUGAGAAAUGUGAUCAACUUAUCUGCCUUACAUGUUUGUCAACAACUCACAAAGGUCAUGAUGUUUGUGAACUCAGUUUAAUUACUCCUCAAAAGAAACAAAAUAUUAAAAGUUUUAUUGACAAAACAGAACAAAAUGACCUGAAACAAGUCAGGGAAUAUAUAUCUUCUGUGGAUACACUCCUUAAAAACAACACCAGCAAUUUUGAGGAAUUUUCACUCAAGUUAAAAUCUCAAACAGAUAAAAUUAAACAAGACCUUGAUUUACUUACAACACAGACACUCUCAGUUUACAAACAGAUGGAAGAGGACAAUGCCAGGCUGAUUCUAAAGUACAAAAAAGACCUGGAUACGUACAACAAGCAACUAAAACAACAACUACAGGAAUGUAAGGUGGCCCUCCAGCAAGGUUCUCACCUGGAAAUCUACGACACAGAGUGUGAAAUACAUCCGUCAAUACAUCUCCCAGUGAAUCCUGUCCUGGGUACGGCCAGCUUCACACCUAACACAACUCCACAACAUCAUCUACAACUGGCCUUAGGGACAGUUACCACCUCAGGUCAAACAUCAGCUGACCAGGAGCGGUCAGUCUUAGCAUCAGGUGACCAGGAACAAUCCUCUAAACAACAACAAACAGGAGUAAAAGGGAAGAAAGCAUUGAUAAGUAAACAACUACUGUCAGAGACCAAAGUGGUGAAGGAGUGGGAGUCUCCAUGUUACAUUGAGUCUAUAUGUCCCACCACUGAUGGUCAGGUGUGGAUCAGUAAUUACAGUAAAACAUUAACUCUCCUUAACAGGGAAGGUAAAGUAGUACAGGAGGUCACACACACGACUGACAUCACUGACAUCAGUCUAUCACCCACAACACACACACUGUGGGUCUGUGACAGACAAAACAACAUCAUGGAGCUGGUAUCAGGACGACUUACAAACAAAUUCAGAACCAAGGAGGAACCCAGGUGUAUAUGUGUUACAGCCAGUAACCAUAUCAUUGUGGGGAUGGACAAACACAUCUGUAAAUUUACUACACAAGGUCAAAUGGUACUCACUACAAUGGCUGUAGGGACUGGGAAACCAUUAGUGUAUACACCAUGGAGGAUGUCAGAGUGUCCAGUAACUCACAAUGUCACAGUGAUUGAUUUCAACGAUGAAAGUGACGGUGGUGAUGGAAAGGAAUGUGUUGUUGUCAUGGAUACUGACUUCCAGGAAGUGUUUGUAUAUAGAGGUGACAUCCCCAGUACAUAUAAACAAACACCACAAACAGGACGUGUAACAUUUAACCCCUGGGAUGUGGUGUAUGACAGUGUGGGGAACCUCAUCAUAGGGGACUGGGACAACUGUAGUGUCCUACUCCUCAGUGGAGGUGGUGAGUUCCUCAGGAUCAUAUACACAGACAGAGUGAGGACAAGGGCUGUAGGUAUAGACAGGGACGAUGUUCUGUGGGUAGUGUUUGGGGAUAACAAUGUAAAACUACUACAGUACAGUGUGUGACAGUACUACUACAGUACAGUGUGUGACAGUACUACUACAGUACAGUGUGUGACAGUACUACUACAGUACAGUGUGUGACAGUACUACUACACUACAGUGUGUGACAGUACUACUACAGUACAGUGUGUGACAGUACUACUACAGUACAGUGUGUGACAGUACUACUACAGUACAGUGUGUGACAGUACUACUACAGUACAGUGUGUGACAGUACUACUACAGUACAGUGUGUGACAGUACUACUACAGUACAGUGUGUGACAGUACUACUACAGUACAGUGUGUGACAGUACUACUACAGUACAGUGUGUGACAGUACUACUACAGUACAGUGUGUGACAGUACUACUACAGUACAGUGUGUGACAGUACUACUACAGUACAGUGUGUGACAGUACUACUACAGUACAGUGUGUGACAGUACUACUACAGUACAGUGUGUGACAGUACUACUACAGUACAGUGUGUGACAUUACUACUACAGUACAGUGUGUGACAGUACUACUACAGUACAGUGUGUGACAGUACUACUACAGUACAGUGUGUGACAGUACUACUACAGUACAGUGUGUGACAGUACUACUACAGUACAGUGUGUAACAGAUAUGUGUUACUCUGGUUAGUAACCAUGGUAACUAACAUUGUAAUUAACAUUUACAUAUCACAAAAACAAUACCAUUUAAAUGAAUGAUGUUAAUUAGCAAAAUUCAAAAUAUUUAAAUGUCAAAAUUCACUGUUUUGAACAAAAACUUUUUAGCAAUUCACUAAUAAGUUAUCCUGUUAAUGAUCCUGAUUAGACAGAACUUAGAACAUCACAAUGUCUAUCUUCAGGUCCUCAGUAGAAUACCACUCAGCUGAAACCCCCUUCACUUUGUAAACAAUAUAUGUGUGUGUAAAAAUCAAUAUGACAUUUACUUUAAUGUGUAAAAACAUUGCUGAUUCCUCCUGGGGAAAAAAAGUUGUAAAAAAACAUUUCUGUUAAAUAUUUUUAGUUAAUACCUUUGGAUAAUCUCCGUUUUAAAAGUAACUGUUUAUAUUAAAUUAUGCCGUAACCCUAUCUCUGUGUAUUGUAUGUUUGCCAUUUAAUCAGCAAUAAAAUACAUAAAAUUACA